This is a messenger RNA of Ostreococcus tauri, 582 nucleotides long. Its product is annotated as Peptide deformylase. The record is from RefSeq and is a predicted model, not a curated record. Gene Ontology annotation, biological process: peptidyl-methionine modification. NCBI's taxonomy places the organism in Eukaryota, Viridiplantae, Chlorophyta, Mamiellophyceae, Mamiellales, Bathycoccaceae. Gene Ontology annotation, cellular component: chloroplast; mitochondrion. Gene Ontology annotation, molecular function: peptide deformylase activity. The transcript has 2 exons. Bases 1 to 582 code for a protein of 193 amino acids.
AUGAAGCGCGGUGAGAGCGGUGGGGCGUCGUCGAGCGAGAGCGUGGCGUGGAGCGAACCGCUCGCCAUCGCGAAGUACCCGGCGCCGUGUUUGCGAGCGAAGAACGCGCCGAUCGAGACUUUCGACGCGAACCUCGAGCAAUUGAGCAAGGCGAUGUUCAAGAUUAUGUACGAGACGGUGGGGUGCGGCUUAGCGGCGCCGCAGGUCGGUGUGAACUAUCGAAUGAUGGUGUACAAUGAGGCGGGAGAGCCGGGAAAGGGAAGAGAGGUGGUGCUGUGCAAUCCGAAGAUUGUGAAGUACUCCAAGGAGAAGGAUUUCUUUGAGGAAGGAUGCCUGAGCUUUCCAAAGAUGUACGCCGAUGUUGAGCGUCCGUUGGGGGUACAGAUCGAGGCGCAGAAUCUCAAGGGUAAAAAAUUCAAGAUGACCCUCGAGGGGUUCGAAGCACGCGUCUUCCAGCACGAGUACGACCAUCUCGACGGAGUCCUCUACCACGACCGCAUGUCGCCCGAGGUGCGUGCUACGAUUCAGGGCACGCUCGACGGCUUCGUCGAGGCGUACCCGGGCGAAGAGAAAGCUUUGUAA